AUGUCAAUUCCAAUAUACUUAAAGUUGAAGGGUACUCCACCACCUGAAUAUAAAAUUGAUAAUAAUACAUUGAUUUAUAAUGAAAAAAUUUAUGAGUUUUCAAAGAUUUUAAAUAAUGAAGGUAAUGAACAAGAUGAACUACAAGAACGCAUAGACGAUGAAUCUGAUUCUUGUUGUUAUAUCUUCAUGGGACCUACUGGAAGUGGUAAAACAACCACCAUGAAGAAAGUACUUGAAUCAAAAUUAAAUGAACUUAGAUCUCUGAAAUCUCCAGUAUUUGUUUCAGCCAUCGAGGUCUCACAUAACCGAUAUGCGAUUGAUCUACUUGAAAGAGAAUUACAUCAAGCUAAGAAGGAAUAUCUGCUGCAUAAAGAAUUUAAUACCAAAAAGGAAAAACUUGAUUUUGGAACUAAGCAAGAUUUAAUUAAAAGGAUCUUUAGACAGAGAUCAACCCAUAAAACCCCAUCCAAUGCAGAAUCUAGUAGAUCAUGUUUGAUACUCACCUUGUCACACAAUGGUAAGAGAAUCAUUUACAUGGAUCUCAUGGGGAAUGAAAGAUUUGAUAAGACCUUAUCAUCGGCAAACAUUUUUGCAAACAUGAAUAUGAGUGCCAUUACUUUAUUAUUAACUGGUAAGCGAUCCACUAAUGUAAGAUCUUCUAAUUUGAUAUCUAAUUUAAUUUUCAAGAGAAAUACUCAAGAAAAGGAAAGGAAAGUCAAUAUAAUACUUGUAUUAGAUCCAAGUGGUGAUGAAAAUUUGAAUAAAUCUUCAUUAAGAAAUAUUGCUGAGUUAGUACAAAACUUUAAUGGUGUUUCCAAUGAAACGAAGAAGACCAGAAGAGAUAACUUUAUUCUGAAGAAACAUAGUAUGGUUGAACCUUGUUUGAAAUUGGAUUCAAUGCCUCAUUAUUCUAGGCCAACUAUUGCUUCAAGAUCAUCUUCAUCUACAUUUUCUAGUCCCAGAAGACGGUCACACUUAAAGGAAAUUAAGAAGAGAAGCUUAUCAUUGAGUCCUGAAAAGGCAAUCAAUAAAGGUACUAAAAGAAGUAGAGUUGAUUUUAAUUACGAUUUAAAAAUUGAUCCAUUAUCUUCACCGUUAAAAAAGAUUAGACCAAAUCUGAUUAUCAACGAUAUCAAAAUAAACUCUACAGAACUUGAAAUUGAGAAGUUAAAGAAGACCAUUAGAGAAUUGCAAGAGGAUUUUAUGGGUUCACAAGAAAAAAUCAGAAAUCUUGAAGAGUUGAAUUUAACUCUUCAAAAUCAAAAUGGAGUACACGAAAUGAACAUUCAAACACUUCAAGAAACGAACCAUAUACUUGACGGAAAGAAUCGAAAACUUCAAGAUGAGAAUCAAUCAGUUUAUGAUUUGAAUGAUGAUCUUGAAGUUCAUAAUAAUUUUCUUGAAGAAAAGAAUAAACAUUUCCAAGAAGAAAAUAAUUCUCUUUAUAAGGUUAAUGAAAAUCUUGAAAAGAAAAAUGAAAGUCUUCAACAAGAGAUUGAUUUAUUCCAAGCUCAAAUUAAGAGCCUUCAACAUGAAUUUGACAAGGUUGAAACUCAAAAGUUAGACUUGAAUAAUAACAAUCAACAAUUGUUAUCAAAGAUAAAGAAAUAUCAAGAAGAUAACAUUGAGCUUGAAAACAAUCUAUUUGAAAUUAAUCAAAACAUUGAUUUGAUUAAACAAGAAAAUUCUAAUCUUUUAAUUUUAAUUGAGAGUUCCAAUGAGAAGGUCAAUGAACAGAAUAAUGUAAUAAUUGAAUUGACCGAUAAGAAUUCUAAGCAAGUCAUUGAGAAGAAUAUUUUGAUUCAACAAUGGUCUGAAUUGAGAGAUGACUUUAUUGCAUUUCAAAGUGAACAUGAUUCGUUUAGCUCUUUAGUUGAGGCAAUAAAGCUUCAAAUGAAUGACAUUAAACGAAUUAAUGAAGAAAAAAUUGUUGAUAUCAAUAAAAAAUUUGAAAAUGAAACUUUAGCAUUAAAGGAUGGUCAUAUGAAAUCAAUUAAUGAAUUGAACGAUCAAUUAACAUCAGUUAAAAGAUUGAAGAAUGAAUUGAAUUCAAAUAUCGUUAAUUUACAAAAUGAAAACGAUUUGUUACGUGAAAGAGUUUCAGAAGAAGAUUUCUCAAGACAAAGUGAUGAUGAAGAGAAUGAAAAGGAAAAAUCUGAAUUAUUAGAAAUUAUUGAUACUAAAACGGUACAAAUAAUUGAAAAACAAGAUGAAAUCACUGCACUUUGCCGGCAAAUAAAAGAAAUGAAAGAAUCUAAUAGUAUUAAAUUAUAUUCCUUAAAUCGGGAACUUCUUCAAGUCAAGAAUGAAAAGAAUCAAAUGACUGAAAAGCUUAAUCAAGUGACUACAGAACUAGAAACUCUUCAAUCAGGACAAAGUACAAGACCAAUGAUACUUGACUCAUUCACAUCACCUCGUGAAAAUCAAUUAUUGCCACACAUUGAUUUUUUGGAUCAAUUUACAAAUUUCAAUGAUACUUCGAUAUUUAAUGGAUCUCAAAUUUACGAAGAUACUAGAUCAGAAAGUGAUCUGCUUGGCAAAAUGAGUCCUUCCGAUAACGAUAGUGAUAUGGCAACUUCUUCAAUGGGAAUUUUGGCACCAUCCAAAUUUGAAAAUCUUAAUUCAUUUACCCUUGAUAAGAAAUCUAAACAUAAACCUUUCCAUUCCAAUAAAUUGCCUAGUUUGACCCCAAUUCACGAGGUAUGA
This is a messenger RNA of [Candida] anglica, 2706 nucleotides long. Lineage: Eukaryota; Fungi; Ascomycota; Pichiomycetes; Serinales; Debaryomycetaceae. The record is from the annotation of a GenBank genome assembly.